This is a messenger RNA of Scylla paramamosain (green mud crab), 2870 nucleotides long. RefSeq lists its product as uncharacterized. The transcript is spliced from 7 exons. NCBI's taxonomy places the organism in Eukaryota, Metazoa, Arthropoda, Malacostraca, Decapoda, Portunidae. Gene Ontology annotation, biological process: protein ubiquitination; protein peptidyl-prolyl isomerization. Gene Ontology annotation, molecular function: ubiquitin protein ligase activity; peptidyl-prolyl cis-trans isomerase activity. Bases 668 to 2314 code for a protein of 548 amino acids. The record is from RefSeq and is a predicted model, not a curated record.
CACAGGCAUCCCAGAGUGUGGAGCUGAUGCCCUUCGGUUCACUCUGUGCUCCACCAACUUCAAGAGUCACUGUGGCAUAGAUAGAUGAACGUGUAUGACUGUGGUGCUUCGAGUCUUGUGUGGAGUUACCAGGUGGUAACACGGAGAGCAAGUGGAAGAAACCUUGGGAGACUUCCAUGACUCAGGAACAAGCACACCUCACUGGGAGCCUUGUGACUGACAGGUGGUUCAGGAGCAAGGAGGCGGAGUGUGACGCGCGUUGUGGCACCAACACAGAGGCAGGCAGCCUGAAGCAAGGGCAGUAACACAGAGGCAGGCAGCCUGAAGGAAGGCCAGCAACACAGAGGCAGGCAGCCUGAAGGAAGGCCAGCAACACAGAGGCAGGCAGCCUGAAGGAAGGCCAGCAACACAGAGGCAGGCAGCCUGAAGGAAGGCCAGCAACACAGAGGCAGGCAGCCUGAAGGAAGGCCAGCAACACAGAGGCAGGCAGCCUGAAGGAAGGCCAGCAACACAGAGGCAGGCAGCCUGAAGGAAGGCCAGCAACACAGAGGCAGGCAGCCUGAAGGAAGGCCAGCAACACAGAGGCAGGCAGCCUGAAGGAAGGCCAGCAACACAGAGGCAGGCAGCCUGAAGGAAGGCCAGCAACACAGAGGCAGGAGUUUGAGCCAUGGAUGACAACGUGGAGGAGUGUCCAGUGUGCCUCACCACCUUUGACGACACCCUCAGGCGGCCACGCAACCUGCCCUGUGGCCAUACAGUGUGCUCGCCGUGCAUUGACGGACUGAAGCAGCAGGGUGCCAUCACGUGCCCCACCUGCCGGGCGAGUCACGCCGUGCCCGAGGCGGGCCAGUUCCCCAUCUCCUAUAUUACAGAGGGCCUUAUCAGGAGACUGAGAAGACUGGCCUCUCUGCCAGCCGAGCCAGGGAAGCAGGCAGCCCCACCAGUGACACGGCCUGCACCAAAGGCGACAACGGGAUUCAGCAGGAAGGCACAGUCCCUGCUGCAGGAGCAAGAAGUGAAGGUCCUGGCUGCCAUCCGCUCCUGCCAGGAGGAGCAGAGCCAGCUGGCCGAGUAUCUGACAACCCUCGGUGGCUGGAGCAGUCGCCAGCAGCGGCUGCAAGACGAGCCGCAGACUCUGGUGGACCAGAGCAAGAGUGCCCAGGAGGCGGUGCACCGCGAGGAGUCCCGGGUAGAGGGCAGGCAGGAGGAGGUGCGGCAGAAGGAGCAGCAGCUGCACGCCGCGCUACAGUCGCUGCGCACGGCCGCAACACGGCAGGAAGCUUACGAGGUCAUUGAGGACACAGACCUUCUGGUGGAGAAGGACAGUCAGACAGAGGGGUGUCUGGGAGUGUUUCCCAACGUCCACGCCGUCACCACCGUCACCAGGGUGGGUGUGGCCUCACACUUGUUGUGCUUGCAGGUCACUCCUCUGGCCACGGUGGCAGAGGCAUCGCGCGCAGCCCUGCAGGCCGCCACCGCUGCCGCUGCUGCCACACAGGCAGCCCUGAAGGCAGCGGGCACUGCUGCUGCAGCCUCGGGGGACUCCAGCCUCCCAGCAGCCUGGGCCGAGGCCUCCUCCAUCGCGGAUAGGCUGCAGGCCCUGCUGGCGCCGCCCCUGACGGCCGAGGACCUGCACAGCCUAACACAGCGUGCCAGGGGCCUGGUGGAGGCCGGCCUUGUCUUCGCCGUCCACGACGUGAAGGGACAGACUCGGCACGCAAGGAUCAGCCUUGAAGACGGCAGCCUUUACCUCCACUCCCUGCAGGCCCAGGUCCUGCCGAACUUCAUCGCCACCCUGCAGAUGGGGAAGGUGGUGCCGGCCGCCCCCCCCUGCGAAGUGUUCCUGGACCUGGCGUGGCCCGGCAGCGCGGCGCGGCGGGUGGUGGUGAGUCUACCCCAGGACACCCCCAGGGGCCGGCAGUUCAUGCUGCUGUGCUCGGGCCAGCGGGGCGCCUGCUACGCCAACACCAGGCUGUUUAACGUGAUGCGUGAGGGACAGCCGGGGGAGUGUGUGGUGGGAGGAGACUACCAGACAGGUGAUGGGAGGGGAGGAGCCGCCCUGCUGCCUCACCUUGACCAGGGUGAGUACUGGCAGUCAGGCAAGGCGGGGGCUGUGUGGUGGUGGCGGUGGCGUGGUGACCCUGCCCGUGGUGCUCAGUUCAGCAUCACCACCCGGGGCGUGCAGCGUGGUAGUAUUUGGUGUGGUGUCUUUGGCCAGGUGGUGCGGGGCCUGGAGGUGGUGCAGGAGGCAGCCCAGCACCGCCCCGUUACUGAGGUGACUGUGGUGCAGUGUGGCGUGGUGCUGUCAAGAUAGUGCUGCACCACACCACACACCACACACCACCACACCACACCAUUGCCAAUAUUAUUUUUUUUUUUUAAGAGGAAAGAAGCAAACACACACACACACACACACACACACACACACACACACACACACACACACACACACACACGGACACACAGACAGACAGACAGAUAGACAGACACAUACAGACAGACACACACACACAAAGUUCAGCGUGCAUGUCGUGGUGCUGGCAGUGUGUUGUGAUGGUGGCGGUUGUUGGUGUAAAUACUGGCGGCAGGACACACCACUUCACACAUUGGUCCUUCACUAACAACACAAAUAAAGUUUUCCUCAGCAAACACUUCUGUCACCAGUGUUCACAUCACUGGUCCACACUGUCUCAUCUUGCUUCUCCUCAAUAACAUUAUUGUACAAACACAAAUCUUGCCUUUCAUUUUCCUUUAAGUGGAAGUGAAAGGCCGCGCUGCACCCUCAGUUACACUUGUGCUCCUCUUCUUACCAUUACCAUUAUUGUUACUCUUAUUAUUAUUAUUAUUAUUAUUAUUAUUAUUAUUAUUAU